Molecule: messenger RNA, 1023 nt
Organism: Selaginella moellendorffii
Lineage: Eukaryota; Viridiplantae; Streptophyta; Lycopodiopsida; Selaginellales; Selaginellaceae
Product: peroxisomal adenine nucleotide carrier 1
Exons: 5
Coding region: 6-944 (312 amino acids)
Biological process (GO): ADP transport; ATP transport; peroxisome organization
Cellular component (GO): peroxisomal membrane
Molecular function (GO): ATP transmembrane transporter activity; ADP transmembrane transporter activity
Source: RefSeq, a predicted model, not a curated record
GCAAAAUGGAGGCCCUGGCCGAUGCCACCGCGGGCGCGAUCGGCGGCCUCUUCACCACGACGAUCCUCUAUCCCCUUGAUACGUGCAAAUCCAAGUAUCAAGCGGAGCUCAAGGCGGGGAAUUCAUACAAAUAUCGGUCGCUCCUGGAUGUUCUUCGCGAAGCCAUUGCAUCCAAACGGGUGCUGGCGCUGUAUCAGGGCCUGGGCGCCAAGAACUUGCAAUCGCUCCUCUCGCAGUUCAUCUAUUUCUACAGCUAUAGCUACUUGAAGCGGCUCUAUCUCCAGCGGAGCAAGAACAAGAGCAUGGGAUUGGGGGCAAAUCUUGUUGUCGCUGCUGCUGCCGGCGCUUGCAAUUCGAUCGUCACGCAACCUCUUGACACUGCUUCUUCACGAAUGCAAACCAGCGGCUUCGGAAAGUCCAAGGGACUCUGGGCUACUUUGUCCGCGAACUGGAACGAAUCGUUCGAUGGAUUGGGAGCUUCUCUUUUCCUUACAUGUAAUCCAGCAAUCCAGUACACAGUCUUUGAGCAACUCAAAACGCGAUUGCUACAGCAAAGAGUGAGAAAAGCUGGAUCAUCGCCGCUGGUUCUAUCAGCAUUCCACGCGUUUCUUCUGGGAGCGAUCUCUAAGACGGUGGCAACUCUCAUCACGUAUCCAGCAAUCAGGUGCAAAGUUAUGAUCCAGUCGGGUGACAAGAAAGACGACGAAGAGUACUCGAGGCCAAAGAGAAUGGUGGACGCGUUUACUCUCAUCCAGAAACAAGAAGGAAUUCUCGGAUUUUACAAGGGAAUCCAAGCACAGGUUCUUAAGACAAUUCUAAGUGCCGCCUUUCUCAUGAUGAUCAAAGAGAAGGUCUCGCGCGCUACAUGGGUAUUUAUGCUUGCUUUUCAACGAUGGAACUCUUCUAGGCGAAGAUCUUUUCUUUUGCAAGGCAGCAAAGCAUAAAAGUAAAAAAGAUUAAAGUUAUUUGUUAUUAGUGAAUAAAUAACUUUCCUAGUAAAUAAAUAAAAUUAAUUAGAAAUAA